CCCAAAAUAAGUAGGAAUGGGCAGCGGCUGCUCACAGUCAACACACCUUUUCCAUUUGCUAACAAGGCCUUGGCAGUCUGGGAGACAGUUGUGUCUGCUUGCCUCUGGAGAAAAGCCACUGAGACGGGACACAGACAUCAUGGAAGUACUGCAAAGGACGCUUCUUUUUCUUCUUUUGUCCAGUGUUUGCAGCGGUGAAGGCAGCAAAGAUGUUCAAAAUACAGGGUCCUCUACAUCACCACCACCAAAUCUUGCAUCAAGCUCUACAUCAGCAACAACUAUAACACCAUCACCUGAUCUUCACAAGCCGACACUUGGCACAUCUCCUCCAGGAACAAUCAGCAAUGAAUCAUCAAAAACAUCUCUGAUGUCAACAGUUUCUUCAAUUACAACAGUUACAGUUGAAGGAACCACAAGCAAUGACAUCACAAAGAACGAGUCUGUCACUGCAAAUGACACAAUGACGAAUCUUCCAACUGUCAAUGCUAUCUCAACUGUACAAAGUCCCCAACCCAAGAUUGAGAAUGUGAGUUCAAGCACAACAGCAGAAAUAAUAGUUAACACUCCACACCCAGCUGGAUCAGUUACUGAAUCCAAGACAUCACCUUCAUUGUCAUUGGUAAUAACAACUCCAGACAUCAUCUUUUCAUCUCCAGGUACUGAGGAUGGAAAGAACAUGAGUGCUUCAUCAGCAAAAACCUCCUAUUCCAGUGUGAUUUUGCCAGUGGUUAUUGCUCUGAUCGUAGUGACACUUUCAGUAUUUGUACUGGUGGGUUUAUAUCGAAUGUGCUGGAAGACAGACCCAGGAACACAGGACAAUGGAAAUGAUCAACCUCAGUCUGAUAAAGAGAGUGUGAAACUUCUCACAGUUAAGACUAUUUCUCACGAGUCUGGUGAGCACUCUGUGCAAGGAAAAACCAAGAACUGACAGCCUGAUGUAUCCUUCCUACAGCUAGGCAAUAAAUAUGCUUGAUCAUCAGCUUCUGUCUUCUAGGGUAAACAGGGAGAAAAUCCUGUUGAAUCAAUCCUACUCUCUGCUCCUGCCCACCAGUAUACAUUACCAAGAAAAGGACGUCCAACGACAGAUGACAGGCACUAAUUUGAUGGGAUAAGAAAGAACAUCGGGCCUCUUCUAUCCUUUCAAAUGAAAUGAAAGCAUAUUACUACAUUUUGUAGAAACAUUCCUAGGAGAGUGAGCUGGGGAAGGGGUGUUUGUGAGCCGUGGAUCUGACAGCCCAGGCAAACCAUUCCCUGGAGUUUCAGUUUCCAGGGCUGACAGUGUAUAUCCAUUGAGACUUUCCAACUUUCAUCAUGGUCUUAUAUUAUCUAACAUUUGUAUUUAUUAUUGUCCAUUCUGUUAAUGCAGGGAGAAUUUGCAAUUGCAUUAUUAAAUAUUAGGUAAAAUUCAUAUGAUAUUACUUUGUAUAUACAGUUAUCUUUUCAUAUUUUCAUAUACUACUUUCAAUAAAUAAUUGCUGUAUUUGACAUACUAAAAUAUCAUGCAACACAAAAAUUCAA
This is a messenger RNA of Ochotona princeps (American pika), 1518 nucleotides long. RefSeq names its product endomucin (gene EMCN). The transcript has 12 exons. The coding region runs from base 17 to 928 and encodes 303 amino acids. The record is from RefSeq and is a predicted model, not a curated record. Lineage: Eukaryota; Metazoa; Chordata; Mammalia; Lagomorpha; Ochotonidae.